Messenger RNA from Bombus impatiens (common eastern bumble bee), 1231 nucleotides. Its product is annotated as transmembrane protein 223. The transcript has 5 exons. The coding region runs from base 449 to 1174 and encodes 241 amino acids. NCBI's taxonomy places the organism in Eukaryota, Metazoa, Arthropoda, Insecta, Hymenoptera, Apidae. Gene Ontology annotation, cellular component: mitochondrion. The record is from RefSeq and is a predicted model, not a curated record.
AAUCAAAACAUACGUGAAACACGAAAAAGACUAAUAUCAAUAAUGGUAUAAGUUUUUCAAUAUUUUCCAAAAGCUAUAUUAAUGAUAUAUAUUUUGUAAAUUUAAGAAAUGUCGAUUAAUAUGAUAUACUGUAAAUAAUAACUGUGAUUUAAAAUAUGUAAAGAUAAAAUAUGUUUUAUUAGAUAUGAAACAUCAUUUAAUAUACAGAAAUAACAUAAAAUUAAGAAUUAAUAAUAAUAGUAAUAAUAAUAAUAAUCUCUUAUCGGCUUUCGCUUAUUAUGCGACCUUAUUUCGCAGGUAAUAUAUAACGUACGGUAACAUAACCAAAAGAUAUACUAAUGUCUACGUUCUACAUAUUAAAUUAAUUUUAUUUCAUAAAAUAAAUGUAAUUCAAAUAUGAAAUGAAAUGAAAGUGAUAUAGAUCAUAAAUAAUUAUAGGUAAAAUAAUAUGACAAUGCUGUUGAAUAUUUUAUUUCAUAGAAAUGCAACAAAUUCUCUUUGUAAGUUACAAUUUGUUUAUCAAUCAUUGGUAAGAAAUACUAAAUAUAAGAAUCCUAUGCUUUAUAAAUCUCUCCACUCUUCGUCCAAAUGUACAUUUAGAAUAAAAAGUAUAAGAGAAUGUAAGAAACAAAUAUAUAACGAUUUGAAAGACAUAAAUACAAAUGUGCAAAAUAAUGUAAUAUUAUAUAAGAAUACAGACACUUACGAUUUCAUAGUAGUGAAACUACUUUUCUAUGGGUGGAUUUUUUGUAAUACAUUAAUAGCAGUGACAACUUAUAAUUCAAAAUAUAUAACAACAUGGUGUAAGGAUACAUCUUGGGCAGAGUACAUAAAAAUAAAUGGAGCAUCUUUCAUGUACUUUGCAUAUUCUAUAAUAAUAGGACCUCCUGCCAGUAUAGUAUUAUAUUUGUUUAAUCGAAGAUUUGUAAAGUACGUUAUUUUACAUAAAGGUGGCAAAGAUGUAUCUAUAAUCACUAAUCAUUUAUUUAAAAGAUAUGAUAACAUUACACUUCCUCUUGAAAAGGUUAAAGUUACAUUAGCAAGGCAGGAAAUGAAAUCUUACUUGCCAAUGAGGAUUCAAGGCAGAAGAUUGUAUUUCAUUCUCGAUGGUCAAGGAGAAUUUUUAAAUGAAAAAUUAUUUGACUGUACAGUUGGAAGUACAAGACGUUGGUAGAUGUAUUUUAUGAGUUAAAUAAAUUAUUAUAAAUAAUUUAGAGAUGUAAUACAACUA